GCUGAGCCCAGUUUGAGGAUUCAAUGCAGCAGAGUGACUGGACCAGGCCUGAGCUGUGUCUGACUCACUUCCGACUUUAGUUUUUACAGAGGAGAAAAUGGCUAAGAUGCUCAUUUUCGUCCUUGUCACUGCUCUGGUAGUGGACACAGAUGUCUGGGCUCUGGACAACUGCUUCCAAGAAGUAGCACGGCUCAGAGCUCAAGUGCAUCUGCUGGAGACCCAGAUCAAACAGCAACAGAUCAAAAUUGAACAGCUUUUGCAAGAGAACGAAGUCCAGCUCCUUGACAGAGGACAGGAGAAUAGUGUCUUCGACAUUGGAACCAAGAGGCAAUAUGCAGACUGUUCCGAGAUUUUCAAUGAUGGGUAUAAACAGAGUGGAUUUUACAAAAUCAAGCCUAUCCAGAGCACAGCGGAAUUCUCUGUUUAUUGUGACAUGUCUGAUGGAGGAGGAUGGACAGUGAUUCAGAGACGAUCUGACGGCACCGUGAACUUUAACAGAGCCUGGGAAGACUAUGAAAAGGGUUUUGGAAAUUUUGUUCAAAAAAAUGGUGAAUAUUGGCUGGGUAAUAAAAAUCUUCACUUUUUGACAACACAAGGAGACUAUACUUUGAAAAUUGACCUUGGAGAUUUUGAGAAAAAUAGUUGUUAUGCACAAUAUAAAGAUUUCAAAGUUGGUGAUGAAAAGAGCUCCUAUGAGUUGCACAUCGGAGAAUAUUCUGGAACAGCUGGCGACUCCCUUGCAGGGAGAUUUCACCCUGAGGUGCAGUGGUGGGCUAGUCACCAAAGAAUGAAAUUCAGCACGUGGGACAGAGAUAACGACAACUACGAAGGGAACUGUGCUCAGGAAGAUCAGGCUGGCUGGUGGUUUAACAGGUGUCACUCUGCAAACCUGAAUGGUUUAUACCACGGUGGUCCCUACACGGCUGAAACGGACAAUGGGGUGGUCUGGUACACCUGGCAUGGAUGGUGGUAUUCUUUGAAAUCUGUGGUUAUGAAAAUUAGGCCAAACAAUUUCAUUCCAAAUAUUGUCUAAUUUUCUCUGAAUCUUGCUGUUCAUCUUGAAACAUCCCUGUUUGAAAACAGUGACAUUGAAUAUACACACAGAAGAUAAUGUCAAUUGUAUGCAAUACUUUUCAUUCUCAUUUGCUUAUUACUUAUAUACUUUCAGUAAAAUAAACAUGCAAUACACA
Ochotona curzoniae (black-lipped pika) is the source of this 1190-nucleotide messenger RNA. It is a transcript of the gene FGL1, whose product is annotated as fibrinogen like 1. Gene Ontology annotation, biological process: negative regulation of T cell activation; regulation of immune response. Lineage: Eukaryota; Metazoa; Chordata; Mammalia; Lagomorpha; Ochotonidae. The record is from RefSeq and is a predicted model, not a curated record. The coding region runs from base 98 to 1033 and encodes 311 amino acids. The transcript is spliced from 8 exons.